UCUCUCUGUGUCACUGGCCCACCCUUGGCUCUCACAGCCUGGCCCCUUCAAGUUGAAAGCCUCAGGUCUAAGAUAAGCCUCUUCAGUCUCUUGCUCUCAGAAAGGUCUGGUGGCCUUCCCCUGGUCACAGGAUCUUACCUCUGGGAGGCCAGUCCACUGCCAUGACAAGCUCUAUGAGACUUUAGGCUGGAAUUCCAGCCUCACCCCCAGAUGCACCCUAGGGCUGGACCCAAGGAUCCACCCAUAGUGGUUGACACCUCCGUGAGCCAGGUGGCUGGAGAUCAAGCGAGCACAUUAGCGGAUCUGGACAGUGGGAAUAUGGAAAAGAUCAUUCAAGAUGAAAAUGUUACCCUCUAUGUGUGGGCAAACCUGAAGAAGAAUCCGAGGUACCGGACCAUCCGAUUCUCCGAGACGCAAACUGGGUUUGAAAUCCCAAGGACAUUAGCCAUGAGUAACAUUGCUCUACGACUCCUGCACACGCGCUAUGACCACGUCACUCCUCUGCAGCUCGCUGUAGCCUCCCCAAGACCUGUCUGCACGGUCGAGGAGACUGUCCCAGACAAGGUGGACGCAGAAGUGGCCCAUCCCGAGGAGCAGCAGGAGGUGAAGGCGGAGGAGGAGCACACGGGCGGCGGCGGCGGCGGCGGCGAGGAGGAGGAGGUGGUGGAGGUCCAGGAGGAGGCUCACGCCGCCGUCCCCGAAGAGCAGCCACAGGUAGUUCCCAGGGGAUGUCGCCCUCAGAAUCUCGCACCUGAUGUGGGCACAGGAAUGGAACCCGGAGGAGGAUUCUGGGCCAAGGUGAUUUCUACUGAUGAAGAGCCUGAAGCAAUACAAGGUGAACUGGAGAUAAAAUUAUUAAGUGAAGCAGUUUCAACAGCACAUCUAUUCCACUUAAAGAACGCCGUGGAGAAGCCGGACGUCACCGAGGAGAGCGAGGUGGACUUGUGCCAAUACGCGAUGCUGGGCGGGGUGUACCACCUGGACAUCUUGGAGCUCCCCCCGCAGUGUAAAGCUGUGAAGGGCUGGAUCAUUGUGGAAAUACGCAAAGAAGGAUUGCAGAAAUUUAAAUAUCCUCCAGAUGCCACUGAAGAACCAGACUCUGAAAAUACUUUCCCACCCAUAGAGGUCACGCUGGAGGUCCGUGAGAAUGUACUGUUUUUUGAGGACCCUAUGAUCAUAAGGUGGGAUGAUAAAGGUAAACACUGGAAAAAAGAUGGCAUCAGCGAUGUCCUUUACAAUCGAGAAAAAAGACUCAUAACAUUCAGCCUGGAGACACUUGGCCCCGUGACCUUGAUUCAAGAUGCUCAUAUUAACAUGCCGUACCAGUCAUGGGAACUAAGACCCCUUGACAUGAAUAAAGUGCUUUUGACUGUGACCACAGUAUUUACGGAUAUUCAAAUACAUAUUAAGGAAAAUGUCUGCAUGUUGGCUUCCAUCAAGCUGAAAAAACGAGAGCGUCUGUCUAAUUUGGAGGGAAAAUGGAUGGCUCCUGUUCCUUUCAUCAUGGCUUUGAAAAACGCUGGGCUGAACAUCUUCCCUACUGAAUACUCUCAUUUUUAUGCCAUUGCAAACAACAAGGUUCCCGUGGUAGAGAUGAGGGCGUAUCGCCAGAUGGCCCUGCUCAGUUCCGCCUUUGCGUUUGGCUGGAGCAAGUGGAAUUUGAUGUGCAACUCUACAAAGGUUAUUUUCAAGGUAAAAGAACACCCCACUGCAGAGAGCACCCCGGCUCCCUGGGCCCUCCUCAUGUUCAGCGGGGACAGAGCUCAAGCCCUCAAGAUGAGCGAGGACAGCGAGGUGUAUUCGGAGGCCCUCAAGGAGGGGACCGAGUUCCACUCCACGCUCUUCCACAUGGCGCAGGACUUUGCCUCCGGGGAAGCCAUGCAGCGAGUCAGGGACUCCAGCUGCCUGUUCAUUGACUCCGUGUGUCACAUGCUGCUGUCCAUCCGCGUCCUCAGCUACUCGUGAGUGGGGAGGAUGCUGCCGGUCCCUGCAGCUGGGGUUCAACCUGGAAGCAAAGCUGGUUCUCUGGUUUGGAUAUUUGGCUGCUUGAGAAUUUGAAACUUCCCUGCAUGAUUUGAAAGUUUCUUUAUUUAGAUAAAUUUUAGGACAGCUUAGGGAAAACAAUCAGAGGCGGGCCAGGGGUGGGGGUUCUCUGAAAAGCCUGGCUCCACUUGCCACUCCAGAAAGGUUUAAAAACUCACGAGCCGUAAGUGUGUUGGUGCAGCCACACGCAGUCACACCGGCGGGGGCCCAUUGUGCUGGAGCCCGGCAACAGGCCACAGGAUGUGC
Messenger RNA from Jaculus jaculus (lesser Egyptian jerboa), 2289 nucleotides. It is a transcript of the gene Dnai7, whose product is annotated as dynein axonemal intermediate chain 7. NCBI's taxonomy places the organism in Eukaryota, Metazoa, Chordata, Mammalia, Rodentia, Dipodidae. The coding region runs from base 211 to 1965 and encodes 584 amino acids. Gene Ontology annotation, molecular function: microtubule binding; beta-tubulin binding. Gene Ontology annotation, cellular component: axoneme. The record is from RefSeq and is a predicted model, not a curated record. The transcript has 12 exons.